CCUACAGUACACGGAGAGGGCCGCUUAUUCUCUAUUCAGAGGACCUAGCCUUGUCAUACCAAACCUGCCAGGUUAACAGGAAGAGAAAGGCACCUACCGGCCCAAAACAGGAAGUAGAGUAUCUACACACACUGCAAGACCUGACCGGAGCUAUCUUGGCUUAUGGAAAAAUGCAGUCAAUAGCUGGAUCUUUUGCCGGUGUAACACACCCUUUAAUACCAGAUACUAAACAUGCCAGCCAGCACAUCCACGAGCCUCAGACAACAGGAGAAAAGUGCUAUCAUUUAAGCCAGAGUAAAGCAGGAAAAGGAGGACAGGUCCCAUACCAGCCACAUUUUCUCUGUUCCCCUCGACCCUGCAGGGCAACCCUGGGCCCUCUACCUCCCAUAACAACAGGUUUGUUACAUGUACAAGGCCAGGAGACAACUCAUCUUGACUCAGAUUCUCCCAGAUUUCAUUGACCACACUAGGGAUCUUAAUGGUCGUAAGAAACUAGGUCUGGUGGAAAAUAAAAAUGAUGUUGGAGAGAUGUGCACUCUGAGGUCAGUGUAUGUAGACUCAUCUUUGGAAAGCUGCCCACUCUCAAGGCUCAACUAUUAUGGUGGACACAUGGAAGGAUUUCACCAGAUCAGACAUUGUGGCGGUGAAACUCAGAUGAGGAGAGUGACAGCAGAUACAGAUCGCAGCCUCACUAUCUCUCAUUUACCUCACAUUAAGACAAACCCAAUGCUCAACUCAGCUUCUGACUUUAGCACUUUAACAAUGAAUAAACCGAAAACAAUCAACAUGGGAAGCUGUGAGACUUCACCACAACGAGAACUAAAAGUACAUCUCCCUGACAUCACACUUGAGACUACGCAUGUUAAACACCCUGAUAGAAGUGUGCACAGCAAAGUGCUGGUCCUUCUGCCUCCACAAACAGAAAUCACAGAGAUCCCUGCACUAGCUGAUGAACUGCAUGGGACCCUCACUGAAAACAGUAAGCCUUGUGGUGACAAGGAGCUUACAAAAGAGGCCCUCCAAAAAAGACAGGACCCUUCCUCUAACAGCAAGUGCAGGAUUAUAGAGAUGGACCUAGGGCGUGUUGUUUGGUCCAAUGCUCCAGAAAAGAGGGGUCCACUUCCCCCUCUGAUGGGUCGGAGGGGUCCAGGUAAACAGAGCUCAAUGGCUGUCUACAGUCAGAGUGUACAGGAUCCUGCAGACACAGAAGAAGCACAGACAGGAAACAUCAGAGGCUGUCUCCCUCCAGAGUUGAGAGAAAGGCAGGCUGGUGAAGCAGCAGGCACCUUAAUAAUGGGUCCUGAUGGUGAAAUCAUACGCUCGUCUCACUGGGAUCCUGCGGUUGACACUGAGGACCACCCAAUAAUGAAUGAUGUCACUCAAAACCAUGUUCUUAAAGUUGUGACUUCUGAGGAGGAUGUGAAACAGCCUUGGAUGAUUCUUAUACAGGACUGUACAGAAGAUGAAGGUAUCCACGGACAGAACUUCUGACGAGUCUCCUGACCAGGGGAAUAGCGGCGGUUGGAAGUCGAGCACGCACUGGAAUGGAGUAAGACCCAUGGCCUCCUGGCGGAGUGAGUUCUGGGCAUACUCGGCCUAAGGCAGAUACUGACUCCAACGGUCCUGACAGUAUGCACGUAGAUAUCGUCCGAUCUCCUGGAUCUUAUGUUCUGUUUGGCCGUUCGUCUGUGGGUGGUAGCCCGAGGAGAGGCUGAUAGAUACCCCCAGUAGCCGGGAGAAGGCUCUCCACACACGCGAAGUGAACUAUGAACCUCUGUCAGAGACUAUGUCCUCGGGCAAGCCGAAGUUGUGGAAUACCUGAUGAAACAAGGCUUCAGCGGUCUCCAGGGCGGUGGGCAAACCUUUCAGAGGGAUGAGUUUACAGGCUUUCGAGAAUCGGUCGACGACUACUAGGAUCAUGGUAAAACCUUCUGAGCUGGGUAGGUCUGUGGCAAAGUCUAUGCCUAUGUGUGACCAUGGUCUUUGUGGUAUCGGGAGCGGCAUUAGCUUACCCUUGGGAGUCGAUGCGGUGUGGUGGACAUCGCACAAACUGAACAUCCCUUGAUGUAGUGGUGAAUAUCCUGGUGCAUGUGUGGCCACCAGUAUCUGCCUUGAAGCAGGGAGAGAGUUUGUUGAUGGCCUGGGUGACCAGAUCCCGGAGACGUGUGUACAGAGUCCAGGAGGGCGAGUCGGGGGGAGGUAGGCACGUAGACUUUUUCUCCCGGCAGGGCAGGUUCCUCUGGGGUAGCUUGGGUGAUCUCAUCAUCUAAUGCCCAUAGGAUAGGACAAACAAACACAGCUGGAGGGAGGACAGUUUCAGGUAAUUCCGUAGGCGGAUCGGGUGAGUGAAUUCUGGACAGGGCGUCGGCCUUGGUGUUCUUAUAUCCUGGUCUGUACGUGAGGGUAAGGUGGAAGCGGGUGAAAAAUAAUGACCAGCGGGCUUGUCUUGGAUUUAAACGUUUGGCCUCACUCAGAUAUUGCAGGUUCUUAUGAUCGGUGAUGACUUGGGGUGUUUGGCUCCUUCCAACCAGUGAUGCCAUUCUUCUAGGGCUAACUUUAUGGCAAGCAGUUCACGGUUGCUGAUAUCAUAAUUCUGCUCUGCCGGGGAUAACUUCUUGGAAUAAUAGGUGCAUGGAUGGAGUCCCCCAUAUUGUGACAGGACCGCUCCUACCCCCACCGUGGAGGCAUCCACCUCCACCACAAAUGGAAGGUCAGGGUCUGGAUGGGUAAGCGUGGGGGCGAUGCAGAAGGCCUCUUUCAGGAGAUAGAAAGCUUUGACUGCCGCAAUUAAUAAUUUUACCGGGUUUACCGGUAAUUUUACCGGGUUUCUUUUUGAGCAGGGAUGUGAGAGGUGCUGCGAUUUGGCUGUACUGAGCGAUUAAACUGCGGCAGAAAUUUGCAAAUCCGAGGAACUGCUGGAGCUGUUUCAUGGUCUGAGGUUGUGGCCAGUUGCGAACUGCCUCUACUUUCCCCCGGUCCAUGCAAACCCCUUGUGGUGUGAUGACAUAACCCAGGAAAUGCACAGAUGUUAGAUGGAACUCACACUUCUCCUUCUUUAGGUAGAGGCAAUACUCAUGGAGGCAUUGUAGUACCUGAAGAACAUGAUGUUGGUGAGUCUCGAGAUCCGGGGAGUAUAUAAGGAAGUAAUCUAUGUAUAUUAUUACGAACUUGUGUAGCAUGUCUAGAAAGAUCUCGUUCAUGAAAUUUUGGAACACGGAGGGGCUGUUGAAUAGACCAUAUGGCAUGAUGUAGUAUUCAUAGUGACCGGCAGGAGAAAUGAAGGCCGUUUUCCACUCGUCACCCUUCUGGAUUCGGAUCAGGUUGUAGGCACUUCUUAGGUCUAGUUUGGAGAACAUUUUAGCCCCUCGAAGCUCCUCUAAGGUGAUGGGCACCAGGGAAAGGGGAUAGGCGAAUUUUACAGUUUGAGAGUUUAGAUGGCGAUAAUCGAUACAGGGUCGAAGUCCUCCAUCCUUCUUUCUGACAAAAAAGAAACUGGAGGCGGCCGGGGAUGUUGAUGGGCGGAUAAAUCCUUGUGAGAGAGCGUCUGUUAUGUGCUCUUCCAUGGCUCAUGUUUCCGGGAUUGAGAGUGGGUAUAUACGACCUUUCGGCAGUGUGGCUCCAGGUAGCAGGUUGAUUGCACAGUCCCAUGGCCGAAAAAGAGGAAGUUUGGUGUUGAGCUAACCACGGGCGUCCCAGGACGAUAUCUACGGUGGCAGCCUCCAACACAAGAAAUGAGAUUUCCUCUUCAUGAUUAUGAGGUAGUCGUAGUUUUAGAGGGGGAGUGCAGGAAGUCACCAUGCCCCGGCCUAGCGGUUCUCCUUGAAUAUUGAUGAUUUGGUAGGUUGUGCGACUCUUGAUACUGGGAAUACUGUGUGGUUUGAGUAAACGUGAGGAGAUAAAGUUGCCAGAGAAUCCCGAAUCCAGGAGGAUUUUUACUGGAACAGAUUUUUGGGCAAGAAUCAACAAACGUCUUGGUUACGGAUGUAACCUUGGUUCCCUGAUGGAGGGAACGAGACGUUGUGUCGAACCGACAGAAUGGGGUUUGUCUUGAGAACCUAUCAUCUUCUGAGUAUUUAGAAAAGGCCAAUGAAAAUUGGCAAAUGAAAUUUGCAUGCCGGGCUCCUCCCCGGAUGCUCAUUCAUUCACCUGUUGGUCUGAGGAGCCUAAAGCAUCCUCCCCCGACCGCUGGGGUGGGCGGCCAGUGUUGUGGCAUGAGGGACACAACGUCUCGUUCCCUCCAUCAGGGAACCGAGGUUACAUCCGUAACCAAGAUGUUCCCUUUCUGUCAGUCUCUCGACGUUGUGUCGAACCGACAGAAUGGGGUUCCUAUGGAAAAGGCCAAAGCAAUGAGCCGUGUCACAAUCUCUGCAGAGCGACGUUGACUGGCCUGGGCGAGUCAGACGAAGACACUAACGCGAAAAUAUGACCCUCCAGUGGAGAGGAAGGGGGACCCAGAGCUUUACACAAAGUUGGGAAGCCCCUGUCACCGGCCGUCACGGGCGGAGGCCUAGUUCUCUAAAUGGCGAGAAGCCGUCCGGCACCGUACGGGCCACUGGGUAAGCAUUAUUCCCCCCUGGGGGAAAAACGCUGCAGAAGCCACUACCUACCGUAGGGAGGAAUUAGUGGAGACACCACAUGGUCUCACCAUCAGGGGAGAACUCAUGGGAGGAAUGUGAAGACUGAAGGAGUUAACCGCAAGGUGGGAGUCCACCUGGGGAGGUCAUGGGUUGCCAAGGUGGGAACCAUUCAUGAGGAUACAUCAGACGGAACAGCCCACGGAGGGGGGGUUACCACGUCUGGAGCACUAGGUCCGGUUAGAGCUAUGUGGGAGAUAACUCAACUGUUCCCCGGCCUAAGGGGGCAGGGCUGCUCUGCCCAGCCUGUCCCCUGGAACGGUGCUUAGUGAUGGAUGGAAUGCCUGUUCUUUACCCGAGGGGAAAGAAGUGAGGCGGGAUCGCCACUGCUCCCCCCGGAGGGGGAAGGGCUUCCGCAGGCGUACGCCCUACCGGCUGCUGGUCCCACACCUUGCCAGGAUGCGGGCUGACACCGGUUCCGCGCGUAGGUAUUAGAACCUCACGGAGUUGUUGGGCAUAGCCCAACCCGCAGCUCUGCAGAUGUCUGCCAGAGAGGCGCCCUGAGCCAGUGCCCAUGAGGGGUGUGCCUCACUCCCAACGGGCAGGGGCGAAUUGAGAUCGGUAUGCCCUAACGAUCCACGAUCCAGUGCGCCAGCCUCUGUUUGGAGACAGCCCUCCCUUCUGCUGACCUCCGAAACAGACAAAGAGCUACUCAGAGCUUCUGGGCUCUGCGUGCGGUCCAAGUAGAGGCGCCGUGCACGUACUGGACACAACACGGAUAGGUUGGGUCUUCCUCCCUGGUGGGGAGCGCCUGCAGGUUCACCACCUGGUCUCUCGGGAGAGUGGUGGGAACCUUGGGCACGUAGCCGGGCGGGGCCUCAAGAUAACGUGAGAAUCCCGGCCCCGAGUUCUAGGCAAUCUGUGGACACGGAGGGUGCUUGUAGAUCCCCUACCCUCUUGGAGGUGAGCGCCAUGCGGAAAGCCAUCUUUAUCAAGACUGAGAAAGAGCGGCAACCCCGAGAGACUCGAAGGGUGCGGGGCCUCUUGAGGCCCGCCACCUAGGUCGCAAGAGGGUACGGAGCGCGGAUAAGGUGGUCACCCUCUCGCGCCCCUUAGGAACCUAAUGACCAGGUCGUGCUGUCCCAGAGGCUACCCAGCACUUGGGUCAUGAUGAGCGGACAUAGCGGCUACAUACAUUCCCAGUGUGGAGGGGGAGAGGUUACUCCCCAGUCUCUCUUGAGGACGGGACAGCUCGUACCCGACAGAGCAACUCCGCGGGUCUUCUCGCCGAGAAGAGCACCAGGACGAGAAGAGGUGCCACCUAUGGGCGUAUAGCCGCCCAGUGGCCAAAGCCCUAGCCUGAGUGACGUCCCAACCAGACCGGGGGUGGGUCACUCAGGAUCUCCUCGUCCCGUCCAGACAUGGAGACCAGGUUCUGCCUGGGAUGCCGUAACGUGCCCCUUCCCUUGGGGAAGCAGUUCGCCAGGGGGAGCGGCCAGGGGGGAGUUGUUGUCAGAGCCUUAGCUCCGAGAACCAAGUCCUGGUUAGGCCAAAGGGGGCGUAACUAGUACCACUUGAUGCUCCUCUUCCCUGGCCUUGCACAGGACCUGUGCAAUGAGGCUCACUGGGGGGAAGCGUACUUCCGCUUGUCCCACGGCCAGCUGUGUGCAAGGGCAUCCGUGCUAAGGGUUGCCUCGGACAGAGAGUACCAAAGCGGACAAUGGGUGGAGUCCGGGGAGGCAACAGGACCACCUGUGCCUGGCCGAACCUCUCCCAAAUGAGCCGGCUGCGCGGGGAUGGAGUCGCCACUCUCCGCGACGCGGAGCAUCAGCUGUCUGGUUCAGGAUGCCUGGGAUGUGUGUGGCUUGCAGGGAACUGAUCACCUGCUGACUCCAGAGGAGGAGGCGCCGGGCGAGUCAUGUUCGACCGGACCAGCACGUGCUUGCCCUGCACGAGAGGUAGUAGCCUCCUCAAUGCAAGUAGCACAACCAACAACUCUAGGCAGUUAAAAUGCCAAUGCAGGCGGGGGCCCGUCGACCGCCCCGACACUGCUUGCCCGUUGUACACGUCACCCCAACCCCAAGGAGGUCAUGGAGACCAGUGGGUUAGGGUGUGUCGGCAGAAAAGCGUGUGACCAUACGCCUGCUGCCGGUGUGCCACGCUCUCCAAGGAACUUGACUCUGUAGCCAGUGUUGGAGCGGUUUUAUGUGCAUUGACCCGAGGGGGACCACCCCCGCCGAGGAUGUCAUGUAUCCCAGGAGCCUCUGAAAUUGUUUCAGGGGGACUGCUGACUGUCUGAAAGCUUCAGGCAGUUCAACACUGAUCGGGCGCGCUCUGUAUGUCAGUCGCACUGCCUCUGGGAGGCCGUGUGGGUGCGGGCUUCUUUGUCGCGGGUCUCGCGCCCCCCGCGGGGGGUGAGCGGGGCCGCUCAUGAGGACAGAGUCGAGUUCCCUACCGAGAAAGAGGAUGCUCUGCACCGGGGAGAGCUUGCUCUUCUCAGUUGACCUGUAGCCCCACCGAUCUAGGUGCCGGAGUACCAGGUCCCUGUGUGUACACAACAGAUCUCGAGAGUGCGCCAAACUGAGCCAGUCGUGGAGAUAGUUUAGUACCCGCACACCUCCUUCCCUGUGGGGAGACAGGGACAGACCGAAGGGGAGGACCCUGUACUGAUAUGCCCAUCCCUCGAACACGAACCGUCGGAACGGCCGAUGUCGAGGGAGGAUCGAGACAUGAAGUACGCGUCCUUCAGGUCGAUUGCCAUGAACCAGUCCUGACACCUGACGGACGUCAGGAUGCGCUUCUGCGUGAUCAACCUGAAAGGCAGCUAUUGUGUAGGUGCCUUUUCAGAACACACAGACCCAAGAUAGGGCGCAACCCCCUGCCUUUCUUGGGGACAAUGAAGUACAGGUUGUAAAACCCGUUGAACAUCUCGGCUGGUGAGACGGGCUCGAUCACUCCCUUCACCAGAAGGGUGGCGACCUCGGCCCGAAGUACGGGAACAUCCUAGCCACUGACUGGGGUAUAUCGGAUGCCCUGAAACUUGGUGGGCGUGAGGCAACUGGAUCUCGUAGCCGAGACGGAUCGUCUUCCCUAGCCAGCCUGACAGUCUGGGAAGCCGGACAGGCUCCCAGAAUGAGACGGGGACUAAAGGUACGACCUUUUUCAUCGUCCCCCGGGGGGUGGUUCGAUGGCUAGCUGUACGGAUUCCUUGCCGGGGGAGGUCCCCCGGGGAGGAGAUCGGCUCUGCUGUUUUUCCUGCCUGGCGACUGCGCAGCUCAACGCACUGUCUGACUGAGGGCUGGUGUUUAUACUCGACAUUGCGCUUCGCCAUGACGCAACGUCGAGUUUGCCGUUCACCAUCGUGCAGAGGGUGGGAGCGGCUGUGAUAACCCAGAGAGAGAGGAAACUCUCCUUUUUUCAGAGUAAGUGGGCGCUAGCCCCCCGGAGGGGGCCAGCAGAUGAACAGAUGGGGCAGGAUCCGUCCCUAUCCGACUUCCCAGCGAUGUGGCUGAGGUCGGGCCCAAUGGUAGCCUCGAUCCCCUUGAGGUCUUCCCAUGAGGGCCGCUUCACCGCAGCUGCUGAUGGGGCGAUGGUCUCCUCUUUGCUGUCUCCUCCAUGGGGGGCCGCCUGAGUGGGGGGCGCCAGAGAUGGAGGGCGUCGAAGAGGACCAGGGCUGCUGGGAAGCAGACAGUGCACGGGACUCGACGGCCGAGGCGGCCGAGUCACGGCAAGGAGGACUGCUUCUUUACUAUCGAGAACCCUCCGGGGGAGGCCGCGUGCGGGUCUCGCGCCCCCCGGCGGGCGGGGGUGAGCGGGGCCGCUGCGGCUCGACAGUAACACCAACCAGCCCCCCCUUGCGAGACGGGUGCGUCGAGAAAGCGGACAUUCUCGGCGUUACUCAUCUGCGCAAGUAUAGGCCAGAGGAGUUUCUCAUGGACCACAAGUGUGGACAUCGUCCGACCCAGGGCCCGCGUGGUCACCUUGGUCGCCCGUAGAGCGAGGUCGGUGGCAGAGUCGGUCUUACCCUCGUGGAGCUCUCUCAACGCCCUGGCCUGGCAGGAGCCAUAGUGUGGAGAGAGGAGGCAGCUUGGUCCGCCGCAAUGUAAGCUCUCGACACCAGAGAUGCCGAGACACCACAUGCUUUGGACGGGAGUCUAGGUCGAGCCCCCCCCAGGUGGCACCGCCUACGGGCACGAGUGCACCGUGGCGGCAUACUCCACCUGGGGGACAAUGACGUAUCCUCCAGCUGUCUCAACCUCGAAGGAAGAGAGGGUGACGGAACUUUGUUUGACAUGAAACGUGCCGGAAAGGGGCGUUCCAGGUCUUACUAAGUUCCUCAUGCACUUCCGGUAAACACGGCACUGGGGGCGGGCGGGGCUUGAAGCCGCGCUCAAACCCGAGGCGCCAUGUAGCCAGCCGAGAGUGCCGGGAAAGGCAGUGCGGGCAAGCAUGGCUGACAUUUCGACGUCCGCUUCUUCCUGGGCUCGAGCCCCCGAGGGAGGGAGCCCGUGGAAUCGUUGGAUGGCAGUACGUCACCCCCCGAUGCUGCAAGAGACAUCUCAUCAUCACGCAUCGUGUCCGAAUACGUGAUUGAGGAAUAAGACGGCGGACCGUCUCCUGGGGAACGGUCAGACGAGUGAGACGAGGUGCAAACGGUCCGUGAGCCAGUGGCUGGCAGAUUAUCGCUCACAGUAAUCCUCAUAUCACCCUCGCUGCUUGCCGUAGCGGACGGCAGGGCCGUAGUCCUGCCGCCACGGAACGGGGAGAAAACGAGGUGGUGGCUGAGUCCCGUGGGAACACAGCCACCCAUGACGCAACGUCUGAAUCAUCACCGCCCGCAGUGCGGGCAGGACGUAUCCACAACGUCUGCCCCAGCGUACUGGAAGCAGGCAUCGUGUCCGUCCCCCUCCUCGAUGAGUGUGUUGCACCCAUGAGAACAGCGGGACAUGCCACGCUGGAGAAAUUUGCUCUUUUAAAAAGGAAAUUUGCUCGAAUACCUCCGGAACUGCCGAGACGCCCAUGGGAGAGUCACUGCAGGAAGGGACCGUCUGCUGUCCACGUCGUAGAUUCCAGCAGAAAAAUGAUCACCGAAGAUCGUAGAGAAGCUCAUCAGAUGCGUAGACUCUGAAGAACAAAAGGUGAAUGAAUGAGCACGCCGGCUUCCCUCUUAUACCCGGACAUCCAGGGAGGAGCCCGGCAUGCAAAUUUCAUUCGCCAAUUUUCAUUGGCCUUUUCUAAAUACUCAGAAGAUGAUAGGUUCUCAAGACAAACCCCAUUCUGUCAGUUCGACACAAUGUCGAGAGACUGACAGAAAGGGAACCAUCGUUAUGCAGAAUAUUCAUGGCUAUAUUGUUUACAUGUAUGGGACUCACCAGAGAUGUUGGAGGACGUACGGGGCAGGUGCUGACGACAUGUCCUUGGCCGCCACAAUACAGGCACAGGUUGAGCCAUUUGCGUCUGUCCUUCUCCGCACGCGAAAGAUGGUACCUGUCCAUCUGCAUCCUUCUUUUUAGUGAACCGGUGGAACCAGUUCAGCUGAAUCGUUCCCGUUUAGCGUCUCGCGUAAACACUUAAUAUUAUCCUCAAAUUAAUUCAGUUAUUCACUUUCUGGCGUGCAUGACAGUCCUGCGAACUUGAACCAAUAUACCAGAGUUAUUUAGUUACAACAACAGCACACACUGAACUGAACUGCUGUGUGAAAAGAGAACUUAUGAGCACGCGCAGCUCUCGUUCUAGAGUCGAGAGUCGGCAAAAGUUUCCAGAAAUCCUUUGAGUCCACGAAGCAAGUGUUCUGGUAACGUGAGGCAAGCAACAUUGAGACCGGAUGCCUGUGAGCUUGGAGGUGAGAGAAUUAUGUGUGUAGUCUGAUGGGGAACAGGUGUCGGUAAUUAGAAUUCUGGUGAAUGGAACGGGUGUGCGAAACUGGAAAUCUGGAGUCUGAGGGAGGUGUGGCUGGUGGAUCCGUGACAAUACCAUGAUGGUGAUCCAUUUUUAUACAUUACUAAAUUAUCUAUUCAGUCAUUGUUUACUAUAGCUCUUGUAAAUCCUUUUGAUGCUUUUGAUUUUGCAAAGAACCUAAUGAGAUGAAAAGUACUCUAAGGCAUGUUAGGACUACAGAAUGGCCAGACGUGUAAGUCAUCGCUUUUAAAUCAUCCAUUAACAGACACUAGUGCUGCAGACAGCUCUUUACGUUAACCUAACACCAAAUGCAGAUACAUGUGUCAUUGGGCUUAUUCUAGGAUGUUUUAUGCCUGUCUGUCUCGACACUGACAACGUGCUAACAAGUUGUUCACUGAAAAUAGCAAAGAGUAUGCAGAGUUUCCCCACAGCAUUCUGGGGUGUCUGGAAUGCUGGAGGGGGGGGGUGUUCAUUACAGAUAGAGCUUCCUCCAGAAAAGAAGAAGAAAGAAGAAAGACAACAAUAUUCCUCUUCUCAGAGCUAGACUUAUAAGUCCAUUUCUUCCAUCCUAUAUGUAUGAUUUCAUUUCUUUU
Triplophysa rosa is the source of this 11065-nucleotide messenger RNA. Its product is annotated as frizzled-7-A-like. Gene Ontology annotation, biological process: non-canonical Wnt signaling pathway; canonical Wnt signaling pathway. The record is from RefSeq and is a predicted model, not a curated record. The transcript has 11 exons. Gene Ontology annotation, cellular component: plasma membrane. Lineage: Eukaryota; Metazoa; Chordata; Actinopteri; Cypriniformes; Nemacheilidae. Gene Ontology annotation, molecular function: Wnt receptor activity; Wnt-protein binding. The coding region runs from base 406 to 1491 and encodes 361 amino acids.